Linum trigynum is the source of this 2764-nucleotide messenger RNA. NCBI's taxonomy places the organism in Eukaryota, Viridiplantae, Streptophyta, Magnoliopsida, Malpighiales, Linaceae. The record is from the annotation of a GenBank genome assembly.
GCUUAAGAAAAUUAGAAAAUGAAAAAAAAAAAUCAAUUUUAUCCUUUUCUAUUUUUUUGUUAAACCUUGUAAUUUUGUAGAUGAGUUGGUAAUUUUAUGGGCCAAAAUUAUGUACCAAGGCGUUGAAGAGCCCAUUUUGAACUGUACCUCGCAGUGCGAAUGAGCCAGCCCACUUUAUUGGGCCCUAUGAAAGAGCCCAACGGUAAUAGUUGCAAGCUCCUUUUCUGUUGACCGGCCGGAGAACAGCUAACCGCCGUCGGCAAGCACCUCCCUUUCCCGUCCCGUUCGAACUUGGAAGACCAAUUACCGACACUCCAAUUUUCCUCUGCCAUUUGCCUCGCGUUUUAGGCCAUAUGGCACAAUCUCCGUCGUCAUCCUCUCUCUCUCUGAUUAAUAGAAAGCAGAACCAGACUGCGACAAGAGCAGAGUCAAAUAUGACUUCUUCCGGUGAACGGAGACCAGACGACCACGGCAGCAACCUGGUCGGAGCCCGUUUCUUCAAAAUCAUUCUCCAGGAAACCGUUCGCGACAAGAAGCUCUUGAUUCCUUCGAGGUUCGUUACAAAUUGCGGGGAGGGUUUGUCGAACUCUGCAAUUCUGAAGGUCCCAAGUGGGCUGAGCUGGACGGUGGGUCUGGUGAGGGAUGAAAUUGGGGUCUGGUUUAGGAAUGGAUGGCAAGAUUUUGCAGAAUUUCACUCAUUGAGAUAUGGGCAUUUCCUGGUUUUCGAGUACAAGGGCUGCUCCAGUUUCUAUGUAGUUAUCUGUGAUAGAACAGCUGCUGAGAUUGAGUACCCGAUCACUAGAACUGCUAGCAACCAGCAGCCUGCUACUGAUGAAACUGGAAGUUUUUUACUUGAACCAAAAGUUGAAGUGAUUGAAGAUGUCUCUGAUGAAGUCGAUGCGCCCCAAAGAUGCAAGGGUAAGCCCCCAGUCGAGGUUUCGCAGUAUCGCGGUAGGAAGAACGAGAAGAAGAAUGUGAGGGGUAGUUCGUCUAGAAAUGGCAAAGUGAGGAUGGAGAGUUGCAGUAAGGAAAGUGCAGAAGGGCAUGAAUCAUCUGCACAAGGGAUUGGAAGCAAUUCGGUGGAGUUGGGAGUCAAAGAGGAAGAGGGAGGUGAUGAGAUGAUCCAUGAAGAGCCUCCAUUUGUGAGGGGACGUAAGCCUAUCACUGGAUUCACCUCACCACAUCCAUUUUUCGACUGCCGGAUGACUUCUAGUACUUUGUCAAGGAAGCAAUUGUAUUUACCAGCAGGCUUUUCAGUCAGGCACAUUAGAAAAGACGAGAUUUCAUUGAAGCUUCAGGUUGCAGAUAAAACUUGGCCAGUGGCACUAGUUAGGUGCACGAAGGACAAGUAUGUGUACUUCAGCGACGGCUGGCUUGAAUUUGCAGAGCAGAACUCUCUGAAACCAGGAGACAUUUGCAUCUUCGAGUGCGUUCACAGGUGGACUAACGUCCUGCUGAAAGUCACCAUCGUUCGAGAAUGUUAAUACGACACCAUGUCGUUAAUUUGGAACACUAUUUAUCCUUUCUGUAUGUGUGGAAAGCUUGCACCCGGGACAGUGCAGAUAGCUAGUUCCCUGUUGUGUAUUAUCGAGAAAUAGUGACUUCUGUUGCCAAGUUCAGAAUGAAGCUUCUUCUUCAUUGUUUCUUUUAGCAGUCAGACAAACGCAGUUGAGUCUGCCUGCUAUACCUUCCUGUUUGCCAUCUCUGCCAGAUUACUCAAACUGGGUAUUCAUAACUUCGAGAUGAAAGGCUCCAAUGGCUGAUACUGUAAUAUGAUGUUAAUGGUUAAACUAUGGAGUGUUGGCACCACAGACGCAACUAGCAGAAGAAGCAAAGUUAACCAGAAGUAGAUACAAAGAAUCCCUUAUAAGAUUCUUGGCCUGAAAGGAUAUUUAAUAACUUGCAGCAAAAGUCAAUAGUGUCACAGUUAAGCCCAGUUGGAAUGUUAGAUAAAACCAAAUUAAUCCCUUUCAUUUGUGUGGAAAGAAGAGGCAGACGAAGACUUUUCUGUGUGGAACUUAAUAAAAGCAAGCACACCCACCACAUCAAAUGAGAACGUCUUAAGCACUCAUAGCCUACUUGCCGCCGGUCAACCCGCCGGCUCUUUCUUCUUACUUUCCUGCGCACAGCUUUGAGUUCCAUGUGCCUGUCGGACCCCCUCGAAACUGAGACUCGGCGGUAAGUGUUUCUGAAGUUCCAUUAAUCAACUACAAUGCAUACUUCUGAUAGGUGCCCCUAAUAAGAAUGCGAGUUGAUUGUCAAUGGCGGUUGGAUAAGUUCGAAACAUGUCUAGUUCAGCCAUUAGUUUGUGUUAAAUAGCAUUGUUGUCAUUCAAUGUUUAUUAACGAUUGAUUUAAGCAGAGCUAUAUACGGUUCAAACUUAUCUGCAAACCGCCAUUGGUAUGCACCCCAUGCUUUUAUUCGGCACCGCUUUUGUUUCUAAAACGGAGAACACGAUGCAUGAUCCGAGUUCUGCCAUCAAAUGACUACAUAUGCUGCAACACCAUGAUGACUCAGAGGUAAUACAAACAAUCAUAGUAAGUGUACUAACUCAAAGGUAGAGGUAUGAGGAGAUGAUGAUAUAACCCCAACCAAGGUAAACAACAAAGCCACAAUUCCCCGCACGGACAGAAAGCACUAGUAUAAAGAGUUAGUCAUCGUCAGCAAUGAUUAGAAGUAUGUUCGCAUGUUAAGUAAUUUGUGGUAAGUGGCAUUUUAGUAUUCCAUCUUUAUCUACAAUACACAAUGAACAUUAAAUUCACGC